GACUUACGCACAUGUUGCACAAAAUACUCGCAAUACAAUUGGAUUAAUAAACUACAUAUUAUAUAAAUAUACGUGACUACAUACAUAUAUUGGGGAUUUAGAAAAGCGCUAAAUAAACACACUAAGUUAAUGGUGAUAAUCCAAUCGAAAAUUAAAGUGUUUCACCAGAAUUUGCCCAUUGAAUAACCGCUAUGAAAUUUGCUGUAAAAAUAUUAUGUAUAACUCUGAUACAGUUAAGUUGUUUAUCCACAAUUAAGGCUGAUUCUGCUACUGACGCCGAGAAUAAUAACACAGACGAUGGGAUGAUGAAAUAUGCGCCAGAAUACGAACAUCCAGAAUAUGCUUUUAGUUAUGGUGUUAAGGAUCUUCACACAGGCGACGUAAAAUCACAGUGGGAAUCACGUGACGGCGAUUCGAUUAAAGGUCACUAUAGUAUUCUCGAGCCAGACGGUUCAAUACGUACAGUCCAUUACACUGCAGAUGCAAAACAUGGAUUCAAUGCCGUGGUAAAAACCGUUGGUGCAAACUCCCACCCAGUCACCGAAUCGCCACACAGUGACAAUGGCAUCAAUGAUAACACUUCCCAAUCCAAAAUUAAUCACUAUAGCAAAGAUCAAGAACACAUAGUGCUAAGUUCAGAUAUUAAACCCUUAAAACAGCCAAUCGAAGACCUCACACAUUCACACCCGAAAAUACCCAGCCUAAUUGAAUUCAAGCCACAUGCACGCAUCAAGCAAGUACCGAUGGAACUGGAGCCGGGGAUGCGUGAAAGAUUACAAAUAGCAAGAGACGAGUAUUAUCAAAAACAAAAUUCACUGAAAACACCUCAUCCUGCACCAGAUUCAUACAGUAAUCAGGAGAGUGAGUGGAAAGCUCUCGUACUAGAUCAAAAUUCCGAGUAUCAACCGAUAUAUAGUGCCAACAAAAAUGGUUAUCAAAGCGCAGAGAAUUACAUUUCAACAAAACAAUCAAACAUAGCGAAUAUAGAACAAAACGCCCUGAACGCCAAUGGUGGUGGACAGCGUACUGAUUUUAUUGCAUCAGUGCCAUUGCAUCAACGCCAUCAUGCUUCUUAUGUCGAUAACAUACCGCCAGGUAAAAAAUUCGCCUUCACAACCCCUAAUUACAAACAUUACUCGGCACCAGCACAAUACAAAUAUCAGACGAACUUCAAAGCGCCUUCACCACAAAAUCGUCCCGACUAUAUCAACUACUUUCAGCGGAAAACAAAGAAAUUCAAUCAUAAGGACUCAGCAGGUCCUGUAGUUUUUCCUAAUCAUGGCGGUGAUGAGCAAAAUGCUGCUUCAGCGCAAAUGGUACAGUCGAUGGUGAAGCUCGAUCGAAAGCACAUAAUGCCCAUGUACGCCAAACACUAUAGCGCAGACAGCUAUCGCCAUCAACGCUAUCGCACUACCUAAACAAUAUUUUCACUACAUUGAUCAGAUAGUUGAUCAUUUAACGCGGAUAUGCGAACAAAUAUUUAUAUGUAUGUAUAAGGACUAAAAUUGCAUUAUAAGUAAAAUUCUGAUAUUAUUUAAUAUGGCCCCAUACUUGUAUAUUUAUUUUAGCAAAUAGUUUGAAAACUAAUAUGAUUGUUUAUU
Messenger RNA from Anastrepha ludens (Mexican fruit fly), 1601 nucleotides. RefSeq lists its product as uncharacterized. Bases 192 to 1418 code for a protein of 408 amino acids. The record is from RefSeq and is a predicted model, not a curated record. Gene Ontology annotation, cellular component: extracellular matrix. The transcript has 3 exons. Lineage: Eukaryota; Metazoa; Arthropoda; Insecta; Diptera; Tephritidae.